AUUGAUUGUCAAAAAGUAUUUUGAUUUUUUCGUGUAGAGAAGUAUUUUAAUCGGAUUAAAAGGUUCGGAAUUAAUAUUGACAGACACUAUAUUUAACAAUAUAAAAGAAGGGCACCUUAUGUUUUGUUUAGUAAAAUAAAAAUGGCUCAUUUGCAAUAUAUGCCCGGUGACCCUCGAUUAGUCGAUCAAUUAGUGUAUGAAUUAAAAUCUAAAGGAAUUUUUGAUCAGUUUCGCAAGGACUGCAUCGCAGACGUAGACACAAGACCUGCAUACCAGAACUUGCGGCAAAGGGUUGAGAACUCUGUGUCGACAUUCCUGUCUAGACAGACCUGGCAGCCAGAUCUAAAUAAGAAUCAGUUGAGAGAAAAACUCAGGAAGCAUAUAUUGGAUGGCAACUACUUAGAACAAGGAGUGGAAAGGAUAGUGGAUCAAGUAGUCAAUCCCAAAGUAGCAUCAGUCUUCAUUCCAAAGGUUGAAGACUUGGUUUACAAUUAUUUAGGGAUUGCUAGAAAGAAAUCCGUUACUGCUGAAACUUCUAAUGGCAAGAUUGAUGACCUCCUGCCCACUGACCUAGAAGCAGUUAGCCCAGGUUCCGUUAAAAGUAAUGAUGACAAAAAUGAUUCAAUGGAAUUGGAUGAUAUACCUAACGAAACUAAAAUGGAUGUCGAUGAAGAAAAGCCACCUACUGACAUCAAAGAAAAUAAUAUUGCUCCUGAUUCAAUUCAAGAAGAAAAAGCAGAGGACAUUCAGUUACCAAGCAACGAGCCGAAUACAGAUGAAGAUAAGAGUAAUAUACCCUUACCUUCUGAGGAAAUUAAGCCCGAAAAUAUACCGCCGCCUGAAAACAGCCCACCUAAAGUUGAAUUGGAGAAAAUAGAACUGCCUAAAGAGCCCAUAUUAUCGACGGACAUUCCGUUACCAGAUGAUAUAACUAAGGAAGAAAAAGAACAAUUCUUCAAACCUAUAAACAGUGAUGAUGACGAUUCGAGUUCUGAUUCUUCACUCCGUAGAAACAUGUCACCGUUAACACCUAUCAGGAACUUUAAUAAUGAAAAUUCGUGUGAUGCUCAACAAGCAUUCGAAAAUGAUUUAGUUGAAAAUAAAGAUGACGAUAAUAAAGAACCAAAUUCAUUCAAAUUUACAAUAGACGCCAAGUCUCCUGAAAACAGUUGCGAUGCUGUCAAACCUGAAAAGAAAGAUACUGAAACAAAUUUGGCCUACCAGUUUAAUAAUCAAGUUAACAUAAACCAUUUCAAUACACCUCUAUAUGAAGAUAGUUCAAAUAGUAACAUCUUACAUAUCGAUUAUGAAAGCGACGCUAACAGUAAAAUUAAUCAAGAAAAUAAAGCAUUAGAAAAUGAUCAGAAUUCAGAGGAUUCCAGAAAGGAUCGAAAAUCAGACGAAAAGAAGAGUAGCCACAAAAGUUCUCAUCGUUCGAGGGAUUAUUACAAACAUUCAAGUAGUAGAGAUAAAAAGUCGGACUCUAAACAAUCAAGUUCUAGAGAUAGUAGCAAACAUGACAAAAGUAAAUCUUCGAAAGAAGAAAGUAAGUCUAAAUCCAGUGAUAAAGAGAGAUCUCGUGAUAGAAGUGAUAAAAAAGAUAGUAGAGAAUCUUCGAGGCAUAGAAGCUCCCAUAAAUCAAGCCAUAGAGAUUCAAAAUCUCAUCGAAGUUCCAGUUCAAGUCAUAGACAUUCUAGCAAGCAUUCUGAUGAAAAAAAGACAUCCUCCUCGUCAUCGUCAAAUCAAAAAGAUAAAGAUAAAAGUUCUGAUAAAAAUUCUAUGGAUAAACCUAGAGAAUCAAAAUCGAGCUCACAUCGAUCUGACAAAGACAGAAAAAGUAGUAGCGGUAGCAGCAAGAGCGAGAAAAGUAGUAGCAAAAAUAAAAAUGACGAUAAAGACAAAAAUAAAAAGAGCAAAAAGGAUACAGAUGAUCAUUACAGUCUAUCUGGCAGAGGUAACCCGAACCGGCGUUCAACAGACAGGGAUUCCAAUGACGGUAGCUCUUCCUCGAAAGGUUCGAGCCAUCCUUCGGGUUCUAAAACAACAGAAACUAAAAAGGAAAGCAAAAGUAGUUCGAAAUCUGAGAGUACUUCUACUGCAAGCGGUGAAUCGACAAGCCCAAGUGACAAAGAGAAUGUUGGUUACGAGCACGGAACUAAAAUUAAAGAAUCUCUUCAACAAAAACCGGUCGUUAGGAUAGAUAGUCAUUUAGAGCAGCCCGUUGUAUCGCCACCGAGGCUACCAUUUGUACCUGAUGUAACUAUAAAAAAACCUAAAUUUGCAGCUAACUUAGAGGAAGCGAAACGUUUAAUGAAAAUGCGCAAGUUUUUAGACGAGGAACAAAAGCGUAUGAAUCAAGAAGCUGCGCUGCUUUUAGAAUUCCAAGCGAAUGUGCGGCCGAGUUUGAGCCAGGUUUACUCGAGUAUUCCUGGUCCGGAAUUAGAAUUUGCUUGUGUCACGGCAACGGCGCAUAAGCAAGAAUUGCUUGUUCAGAGUAAUGAAAACAUUAAUAAUGUUUCGAUGCAUGAAAAUGUUUCUGAAUCACACUACACAAGCAAGCAACUGUUGAAUGUAUUAAACGACGCCAGUGUUGAGGUUGAAAAAAAUUCUAUUAAUAAAGUGAAAAGUGCGAACGUAGAUGUAGAUAAUGGUACACUGGUGUCAUCAGAUAACAUUGAUGAAAUAAGUAACGCAAUGAACACCGAUUUAGGACAUAACAGGUCAAACGAGGCCGCUAAACCUGAACCUAAAGGUUUAACAAAAACAAAAGAUUUAACAUCAAAUAAAGAAAGUAAGCUGCCCGUUGACAACAACCGAGCAGAACGUUUCGAAAUUACAGUUAUAGCUGAAGAACUUUCAGAACAAGAGGAUGUCGAGGAAACAAAUACUAAAGACGCAGUUGAAAAUAUCGAAUACGAAAAAGUUAUACUAGGAAAUAAAAAUAAUGAAAAACAAGCAGAGCCAAAUAUUGGUGACGAAAAUAAGUUUCAUUAUUUUGCUGAACACGAAAAAUACAACGCCGAAAUAGAAAGAGCGAGAUUUGAAAAGUUUUUGAAGGCUUACAAUGUUAAAUCGUCGAUCAGUAAUAAAAUAUACUUGAUCAAUUGCGAUAGCUAUGAGGAAAACAUACUUCGCGAAAUGUCGGCAAACUUUGGCGAAUACGAAAUAGUGAACUAUCACAGGAAUGGCCAUUUGAAAUUAUCGAAAACUAGGAAUGUUAUUAAAAACGUGAAUAUAUCCAGCGAAAUAUCUCUACCGAUAGAUGCUGACUACGAAGCAGCUAAUGAUUAUGAGAGUUUCAAGUCCCAUGUGUUUAGUCCAGACAAAUCGGAAUGUUCGUUUGAAUUGUCUAGCGAUUAUGAUGCUAAAUUAGAAGAGAUGGUGAACAAAACGUCUCGGCAAGAAAUAAUGGAAAUCAUACUUGGCAAUGUUGUCGACGCUUCGCCGAGUAAAAUGCCAAGAAUAGAUUAUUUAACAGAUUCGAACAUUGAUAGUGAAUGCGAAAAUAAUUUGAAACGUAAAAUGAGUGAUGUUGAAACAACAGUUAACAAUAAUAGACAGGUUCUUACGCCUAAUAAAAUAAGAAAAAUGAGUACGGAUCAAAUAUCAUCGACUACACAGGAGAACGAAGAAAUUUCUAACAAAAUCGUAACUAAUACUCGUUCUAAAUAUUUGGGCAAAGCGAGAAGGGUUGGCCUUCCUCGACUUAAAAGACCUACUUUGCCAAAUAGUCCUUCAAGCGACAAAUCUGUUGAAAACUAUGAACAGAACUCGCAAACUACACCACAGACGCCGAAUGGAAAAAUAAAACGUAACAAAGUUCAAAGAUACGAUACUUCGGACCUUUAUAAACCGAAACUCCAUUUUCUUUCACGAAGAAACCAUAUUACUUAAACUUUAUGUACAAAAUUUGCUUGUGAUUUGGCCCAUCACACUCUAAAUAGACGUGAAGUAAAUGUUUUUGAAAUUA
Vanessa atalanta (red admiral) is the source of this 3970-nucleotide messenger RNA. RefSeq names its product biorientation of chromosomes in cell division protein 1-like 1. Bases 142 to 3894 code for a protein of 1250 amino acids. The record is from RefSeq and is a predicted model, not a curated record. NCBI's taxonomy places the organism in Eukaryota, Metazoa, Arthropoda, Insecta, Lepidoptera, Nymphalidae. The transcript is spliced from 5 exons.